AUGAAGCUCUCACUCGCAUUGACUACAGCCACCUUGGUGGCUGGUGCUCUUGCAGCCCCCCGGUCUGGCUUAGCCCGCCGCCUUGAGGCUCGCGGCAUCUUGGGCCGCCGAUCCGUUCCGCCUUCCAAGAUGGAAACACUUGUUGGAGAAAAUGGUGUCCUCGUCAAGUCCGACGACGGCAGUGCAGAGGUCCAAUACAGUAAAAACUGGGCCGGUGUCGUUCGUGAGCAGCCUCCAGCUGCGAGCGCGACAUAUACCCAGGUCUCAGCCACAUUCACUGUACCCCUUCCGACUGCUACCGACUACAGUGGUGAUAUCCAAGCAGCCUCUGCCUGGGUCGGCAUCGACGGUGAUACAUACACCAAUGCCAUUCUCCAGACAGGAGUCGACGCAUAUGUCAACUCCAACGGCGAGAGGGCCUACGACGCGUGGUACGAGUGGUACCCCAAUGCCGCCGAGAACUUCGCCAUCGAUCUGACUGCUGGCGAUGUCAUUGUGGCCACCGUCAAAUCUACCUCCCCAAGCAAGGGUGUUGCUAUCAUCGAAAACAAGUCUACCGGUCAGAGCGUCACUAAAUCCAUGUCCGCGCCAUCAAGCAGUACUACACUCGGAGGGCAGAAUGCGGAAUGGAUCGUCGAAGACUUCAACUCUGGCUCGACCAUGGUCCCUUUCGCCAACUUUGGCCAGAUCGACUUCACUGGAGCCCGAGCCAAGACCUCGCAGGGCGAUCUUGGUGUCCAGAAUGCAACUGUCUUGGAGAUUGAACAGAAUGGCGCUGUCCUCGCAAAAGUGGAUGUCAAGAGCGACUCUGAAUUUACCGUGACCUACAAGUGA
Molecule: messenger RNA, 834 nt
Organism: Penicillium diatomitis
Lineage: Eukaryota; Fungi; Ascomycota; Eurotiomycetes; Eurotiales; Aspergillaceae
Product: A4/G1 family peptidase
Exons: 1
Coding region: 1-834 (277 amino acids)
Biological process (GO): proteolysis
Molecular function (GO): glutamic-type endopeptidase activity
Source: RefSeq, a predicted model, not a curated record